AUGCAGCGGGGAUCGAGCCCUCUCCUCCUCCCGGACGCCUCCGGUCCCUCCUCCGCCGGCGCCGCCGCCUCACGGAGCCUCUGCACCCAAACGCCCCCGCUCGGGAUGCAAGCUCUCACCACAACUCAGCACGAUCGCGGAGCAGCUCUUUUAGUAUAUGACAUCGCAGACCGUGAUACUUCUGUUCAAGUUAGGAAAUGGGUUAAAGAACUUCAACAGAUGGCUCCCAAAAAUAUAGUCAUGGCAAUAGCUGCAAAUAAAAGUGAGUUGGUUAGAUCAAAGAAGUUUGAUUUCGAGAAGCUGAAAGGUUAA
Phoenix dactylifera (date palm) is the source of this 312-nucleotide messenger RNA. The record is from RefSeq and is a predicted model, not a curated record. Lineage: Eukaryota; Viridiplantae; Streptophyta; Magnoliopsida; Arecales; Arecaceae.